AUGAGUGCGCCUGGCGGGAGCUGGGAUGCACAGCUGUCGGCAGCGUACGAGCAUGCGCAGCGGGCGACCAAGGCGGAGCUUGCACGCGACUACUCGUCUGCGUUUGAGCUGUACGUGCGCUCGGGCCAGCUCUUCCUGCACCUGCUCUCCACGCACCCCAGCCGCGCACCGGAUGGCACACGCGAUCGACUCAAGCAGAUGGCCAACAAGGUGACGGCGCGCGCAGAAAGGAUCAAGACCACCCACAACGUGCGUCGCGUCGAGCGCCAUGUGCUGAGCACCGACCAGCAGGCAUCCAUCCUAGCCGCCUCGUCCAAGAUCAACGCCAGACACUUUCCCGCAUGGUCCGAACAGACUUUGUCGUGCCAGCCCGCACCGGAGCUAUCGCCGGUUCAGAUCGGGAACAAGGCGCAGUACAAACGUUCCAGUCAGAUCGUCGGUGCAGAUGCAGGAUGGGGUCGAAGGCUGCGAGGCGACGAGAUCGUGCAGGACAUUGUAACCGACUGCUCGUUCGUAGCUGCGCUCGAAGCGGCUGCGGAACACGACUUUCUCUUCGGCACCUCUCUCGCCACCUCGUCGCUCUACCCACAAGAUCCCUCCGGCCUGCCCUCACCUAGCCCAUCCGGUCGAUACCGCGUGAGGCUCCACAUCAACGGCGCGGCACGCUGCGUGGAGAUCGACGAUCAUCUUCCCUACUACCCGCCCGAGUGCGGCGAGCGUAUCAUGGGUGCAUCGUGUCGCAAAGGCCACACGGUCUGGCCAGCGCUGCUCGAAAAGGCAUACCUCACGCUCAUGGGCGGCUACGACUUCGGCGGGUCCAAUGCGAGCAUCGACGCACAUGCGCUCACCGCGUGGCUGCCCGAACAUGUCUUUCUGCGCCACGCCGGAUUCCAGCGCGAAAAGUCCUGGUCCCGCUUUCAUGCCGCCUGGACCCAGGGCAAGUGCUUCGCCACGGUGGGCACGCCGAGCAAGACCCAAGCUGGGCUCGUCCCGAGUCACAAUUAUGCGAUCCUCGGCGUGCAGGGAAGCGGAAGCCAGAGGCACGUCACACUCAUGAAUCCCUGGAGACACGCGGAGGGCAAGCAUCCCAGCAUCGCCCUCGACACCAAGGAGCGCGAUGUGGUGCAGAGCUUGCAGCGGCUCAAGGUGGCGGAUGGCGCUACGUUCACAGUCACCUGGGACGAUCUCUGCACGUAUUUCGACUCGCUCUUUCUCAAUUGGGAUCCGAGCAUGUUUGCGCACACGCUCAGCGUUCAUUCGUGCUGGAGAGCUCCCACGCCGCAGAGUGGGAUCAAGGUCGACCAGGCCGAUCCGAGGUUUCGGCUGGUGAUGUCGCCAACCGCCGCCGCUGGUGGUGAAGGGGAGGAGGUGUGGAUGCUGCUUACGCGGCACAUUACCAGCACGCGCGAUCGACCCGACGCCGAAUGUUCAGGGCAGGACGCAGAGUACAUUGCAGUGCACGUGUUUGAGGACGACACCUCGCGCGGUUCGGGGCAGUCUUCGCAGCCGCUGGGGCAAGCGCGUCAAGUUGGUGCCUACGUCGACGGUACGCACUGUCUGGUGCGCUUCAAGCCCUCGUCCUCUCGCAACGCGGAUGUGGCCGAGCGCAGUUUCACCGUGGUGGCGUCUCGGCGUACGUCGCAGGCGGUCGAGACGCGCUAUACGCUUUCGGUGUACUCGCACCACGCCGUGUCGCUCUCGCAGGUGCGCACGCAUCUGGCGUUCCGCGAAAGCCUCUCGGGCGCAUGGACGAGUCGCACAGCGGGUGGCAAUGCGACUCUACCGACGUUCAUGUCGAAUCCUCAAUACACACUCACCAUCCCCGGCGCAGACGAGGUGCAGGUCAACUUGACGCUCGAAUGUUCGGAUCGUCGCGUGCCGGUACAGUUGCUGCUGGCGUAUCCAGGACCCGCGAGCGGGGGUCGCGUAACGAGUCUCACCCAAGGCGAUGUGGUGCUCUCGAGCGGCAUGUAUCAUCACGGCCUUGCACUGUGCAAUACCUCCAAUUCAGGUCGAAACGGUCUGCGUCCAGGAACGUACACGCUCAUCGCAUCCACAUUCGAGGCAGCCACAACAGCCGACUUUAUCCUCAGCAUCGAAUCGACCCAUCCAGUGCAGCUCAAGGCGAUCCCACAAGAGGGCGCAGGAAUGUUCCACAGACGCAUCACUGCAAGCUGGACGCAAAGCAACGCCAAAGGCUCGCGCGGCAACAGGGCGUACUUUGACAAUCCAAGCUGGCGCAUUGUUGUUCCUCCCCCGGCAAUGGCCGCGCUCGUGGCGAGGAUCAAAGCCAACGCCACCGAUGCUGUCCGACCGUACGUCAACAUUGCACUGUACGACGAAAAGGAGGUGGCCAAUAGCGGCGCAUACACCGAUCUACCCUGUGGCGCCGUGCUCGACACCAUGCUCAAGCCAGGAUCCUACACGCUCCUCGCCUCGACGUACAAGCCCGACGUCCACGCUGCCUUCUCCAUCGACCUCUACACCACCGUCCGAUGCGACGUCACCCCACACUAG
Moesziomyces aphidis is the source of this 2517-nucleotide messenger RNA. The record is from the annotation of a GenBank genome assembly. Lineage: Eukaryota; Fungi; Basidiomycota; Ustilaginomycetes; Ustilaginales; Ustilaginaceae.